AUGAAAGAACGAAUUGCGGCAAAGCUGAAGACAAUUCGGGGUAAUUUUAAGAAAGCAAUCGACAGCGGGAAACGGAGCGGGGGCGGUAGAGUUGUGAUGACAUAUUAUGAUUUAUGCCAUGACAUAUGGGCAGGGGCCCCUUCAACAAAAAGUAUCGAAGGUACGUACAGUUAAUUAAAUUUACGACAUUUUUUCUGCUUUUUAUCACAGACUAUUCGAUAAUAUUCAUGAUUAAUUCUAUAAUAAAUAAGGUACAUUGUAUAAAUUAAUAAUAAUUUGGGCUUUAAUUAAUAAGAGUAUUAAAUAUGUGUAUACAAAGAGGGGUUUAUAAAUAGUUUAAUAUAAGUUGGCCAGGUGACAACCUGUUCACAGUGCUAUGGAAAGCAGGAGUUUUAUAAGUUGUAAUUUUAAUAUACAACCUUGCUUUAUAAUUCAAUAGUACUGUGAACAAGCAGUCACCCAGCCAAACUUUUAUGAAUAUGUGUAUUAUUGUAUAAGGUAUAGUUGCAGAUCAACCAAAUAUUUGGCAAUGCACCCAAUUCAGUAUUUACUCUGUCUAUUGAACACCAUACAAUUCUACAUGUCAAUGGUAGAGGACUGUCUUUAAAUGGGUUAAACAUUUAUGUUAAUAAAUUCAGGUGGAAUUGAUUCAAGUUCAGCCCAAGAAAAGAACGACAAAUCCAGUGAAAAAGACAAGUCAGAGUUACCUUUAUACAACAACAGUGAUGAUGAGAUGGAAGCGCUGUUUGGCAUAUCAGCGGAAGAGGACACACAUGGAACACCCAAAUCCCAAAAUCCAACUAACAGAAGGGAAAAGGUUGCUAAAUAUCUUACUAAUGAGAAAGAGAAAAGGAUGAGCUCAAAGAUCUCGGUUGACAAACAGCAUCUUCAUCUUGCCAGGGAAGAUCUAGCCCUAAAGAGGAAAAUGAUGGAGAAGUCUGACAAUGUGGACCAGCAAUUUAUAAGUAACACAAGUAAAAUGACAAAGACGAUGGAAAAUGUGGGAAAUGCAAUCACCUGUUGCUUCGACUUAAUGAAGAAAAUGUAUGAAACCCCACAGGCAAAUGUGCCACCAGCUGUACAUG
This is a messenger RNA of Paramuricea clavata, 1085 nucleotides long. The record is from the annotation of a GenBank genome assembly. Lineage: Eukaryota; Metazoa; Cnidaria; Anthozoa; Malacalcyonacea; Plexauridae.